Molecule: messenger RNA, 1110 nt
Organism: Nicotiana attenuata
Lineage: Eukaryota; Viridiplantae; Streptophyta; Magnoliopsida; Solanales; Solanaceae
Product: nuclear pore complex protein NUP107-like
Biological process (GO): protein import into nucleus; post-transcriptional tethering of RNA polymerase II gene DNA at nuclear periphery; regulation of DNA-templated transcription
Cellular component (GO): nuclear pore; nuclear pore outer ring
Molecular function (GO): structural constituent of nuclear pore
Source: RefSeq, a predicted model, not a curated record
CAGACGACAUUAGAGCUUUCUUAAAACCCUUCCCGCUCUUAAACCUGCAGGGCUUUAGCUUUGGGCGUUUCUGUCCCGUCUAAUCUUUUGGGUAUUCUGAAGAUGGAGAUUGACGAGGGCACAUCUCCCAGCUAUUUUGACCCUGAAAAUCUCAGUACAAGAGAGCGUUUUCGUCGAUACGGGAAAAGGAGUUCAGGUUCAAGCCUAUCUCCUCAUCGGGAACGAUCUACUGCUAGGGUCAGUGAGGUUAGAUCGAAUGGAGCACUUCUCAUGGAGAACAUCAAACAAGAAGUUGAAAGUAUUGAUGCUGAUGUAACACCUUCUCGAAUACAAACUGCCUUUAAGAGUAGACCGUCUCUUGAUAGCCAUGGGAUAUUAGAGAUAGAUACUGAUGAUUUGAUUCGUCGCGGUGGAAGUAUUUCCCUUAGAACUUGCAAGGAGGAGCAUGAUGCAUCACCGGACAGUGGAGACUCAACAUUUUCUUUAUUUGCAUCUCUACUGGAUUCAGCUCUUCAAGGGUUAAUUUCUAUCCCUGACUUGAUAUUACAUUUUGAGAAUUGUUGCCGUGACGUCUCAGAAUCAAUUAGGUAUGUGCGUGGCUCUCAUGUUGGCACCUAUCUCCCUAGCUCCGGAAUUUGGCAUCACACUCAACGGUUCCUGAAGAAAGGUGUUUCAAAUCCAAAGACAAUUAAUCACUUGGACUUUGAUGCUCCUACGCGUGAACAUGCUCAGCAAUUGCCUGAUGACAAAAAACAAGAUGAAUCUCUUCUGGAGGAUGUCUGGACUCUGUUAAGGGCAGGGAGAAUGGAUGAAGCAUGCAGCCUCUGCCGGUCUGCUGGACAGUCAUGGAGAGCUGCAACACUAUCUCCAUUUGGAGGGUUUGAUCAGUUCCCAUCCAUUGAAGCCCUGGUAAGAAAUGGUAAGAACAGAACCUUACAAGCCAUUGAGCUGGAAAGUGGAAUCGGUCAUCAAUGGCGUCUCUGGAAAUGGGCUUGCUAUUGUGCUUCAGAGAAAAUUGCAGAUCAAGAUGGCGGAAAAUAUGAAGCAGCAGUAUAUGCAACCCAGUGCAGUAACCUGAAACGCAUUCUUCCAACAUGUACGGAUUGGGAG